CGCUCGGAGUGACAUCACUUCCGCUUCCUCCCGCGCAGGAAGUUACUUCCGCUCCUCUUUUUGUGCGGCGUUUCGGUCUGACUGAGGUGAGGUGUCCUCGGAUCGCGGCGAGGCCGGCGCACCACAGCCAUGACGGAGGCUGAUGUGAAUCCGAAGGCCUAUCCCCUCGCAGAUGCCCACCUCACCAAGAAGCUGCUGGACCUUGUUCAGCAGUCCUGUAACUACAAGCAGCUUCGGAAAGGAGCCAAUGAAGCUACCAAAACCCUCAACAGGGGCAUCUCUGAGUUCAUUGUGAUGGCAGCAGAUGCUGAGCCCUUGGAGAUCAUCCUGCACCUCCCAUUACUAUGUGAAGACAAGAAUGUCCCCUAUGUAUUUGUACGCUCCAAGCAAGCCCUAGGACGGGCCUGUGGGGUAUCCAGACCUGUCAUCGCCUGUUCUGUUACCAUCAAAGAAGGCUCUCAGCUAAAGCAGCAGAUCCAGUCCAUUCAGCAGUCCAUUGAAAGGCUCUUGGUGUAGGCCUGUGGCCUGCCCUUUCCUGUCUGUCCCCAUCCUACUUGUGUAUCAUAUUGUCUGUUAGCAUGUAGUGUUUUCAGCCAGUUUCUAUUAUAAAUAUUGUACUACAUCUGG
Phodopus roborovskii (desert hamster) is the source of this 627-nucleotide messenger RNA. RefSeq names its product small nuclear ribonucleoprotein 13 (gene Snu13). NCBI's taxonomy places the organism in Eukaryota, Metazoa, Chordata, Mammalia, Rodentia, Cricetidae. Gene Ontology annotation, molecular function: RNA binding. The transcript has 3 exons. The record is from RefSeq and is a predicted model, not a curated record. The coding region runs from base 130 to 516 and encodes 128 amino acids. Gene Ontology annotation, cellular component: box C/D methylation guide snoRNP complex; precatalytic spliceosome; nucleolus. Gene Ontology annotation, biological process: mRNA splicing, via spliceosome; maturation of SSU-rRNA; ribosome biogenesis.